Stereum hirsutum FP-91666 SS1 is the source of this 1207-nucleotide messenger RNA. RefSeq names its product GroES-like protein. The transcript is spliced from 5 exons. Gene Ontology annotation, molecular function: oxidoreductase activity, acting on NAD(P)H. The record is from RefSeq and is a predicted model, not a curated record. The coding region runs from base 1 to 1146 and encodes 381 amino acids. Lineage: Eukaryota; Fungi; Basidiomycota; Agaricomycetes; Russulales; Stereaceae.
AUGUCUACUCCUACUUCUCUCCCCACAACGCACGCCGCCAUCGCCACCACUGCCAAAGCCGUCCUCUCCACCAUCCAAGUCCCCACUCUCGUCCCAGGCGCUGAAGGCGUGGUCAUCAAAGUAUCCUACGCCUCUCUCGUUGCGUUGGACACCUAUUUCCUCGAUAGCGCGUUCUUGAUCCAGCAGUAUCCUGUUACGCUUGGGUUUAAUGCGUCGGGGACCGUGGCGGCUGUGGGCGAGGGUGUGAAGGGAUUGAAGGUUGGAGACAGGGUCACGGCCUUCACCUACGGCCCCUCCACCCGCAAGGCUUUGCAAGAGUACACCAUCCUCCCAUACACCUUUGUCGCCAAAAUACCCGCCUCGCUCCCUCUCGAGGCAGCUGCGACCAUCCCCGAUAAUUUCGUCACGGCGUACUACACUUUGUUCGACCAGCUGGGACUUCCGAUUCCGAAGACUUUGGGGUUGGCGGACAAGGUGGAGGAGAAACCUGAGCAGGCUGACACUCCCAUCUUGGUUUAUGGCGCUGGGACGACGAGUGGACAAUAUGCCGUCCAAAUUCUCCAUGCCGCAGGAUAUAAAAACAUCAUUACGACCUCCUCCGAGCGUCACCAUUCCUACCUCAAAUCGCUCGGCGCGACCCAUACCUUCUCCUACACCUCCCCCACCCUCACCACCGACAUCCUCCGCAUCGCCCCCGGAAAAAUCCACUAUGCCAUCGACUCCGUCUCCGCCUCUUCCACCAUUUCUGCUAUCAAUGAAGUCUUGGCCCCCGGUGGUGCCGUGGCGCUACUGCUUCCCAUCAAGAAGGGCGACAAAGUGACGCCUGAUUCGAAGGGUGAACUGCAGGAGAGGUUUUAUAUGGAGUUGCCGGAGGACUUGAAGGUUGGGGCAUUGGGACCGGAGGGUGGAGCGAAGGCGGUGGGCGUCAGGACCUUUUAUUAUCAUGAGAAUGACUUCAUGCGACUCAACCUCAUGCCCAGGAUCCUCCCUUCGCUCCUCGAAUCCGGCGUCAUCCAGCCCAACCGCCUUCGCCUGCUCGACGAGUCUGUGCAUGAGACUUUGCAAGGCAGGGUCGAGGUCGGGUUGGAUUUGUUGAGGAAUAACAAGAUCAGCGGAGAGAAGGUCAUCGUGAAGGUUGCUGCAUAAUGUCGAGACCAGCUGUGGUAUCUAGUUGUACAAGAAUAGUUCAAGAAUAUUUAUUUGUCAC